AGUCACUCCCCUUCUUGUACACUUCCAUGCACACAGCACUGCCUUUCUGUGUGUCCAUAUAGUCUCAGCUUCACUUGCUCUCUCUUGAAACUCACAGAUUUCUCCAGUAGCAAGAGCAGUGGUGCUGAUCUACAAAAAGCCUCAACAAAAUAGUUUCACUUUGCCAAAACACCCAAAGUAAUAAUGAGUGAGAAAGAGGGCAAUGCAGACAGUCUCUUUCUGAAAGAGGACUCAGCCAAGGACUCAAGCCAAGACGGACGUGUUAACAAUUGGCAACAUGCAAUGAGAAAAAGAGUAUCGCGUACAGGCAAGCACAUUCGGGAAAUGACCUGGAAAAAACUCUGGGGAUUCCUCAGACGGAAUGCCUUUGUGAUACUCACCAUUGCAGCGGUGAUUCUUGGUAUUGUAUUGGCCUUUGCAUUGCGACCUUACAAAAUGACCUAUCGUGAGAUAAAAUACUUUUCCUUCCCUGGUGAGCUGCUGAUGCGGAUGCUGCAGAUGCUGGUCCUGCCCCUGAUUGUGUCCAGCUUGGUGACAGGAAUGGCAUCUCUGGACAGCAAGGCAUCAGGCAAGAUGGGCCUGCGAGCUGUAGUAUAUUAUACUGUAACUACAUUCAUCGCUGUCUUUAUUGGCAUUGUCAUGGUGAUCAUUAUCCACCCAGGCAAAGGCACCAAAGAGAACCUAAAAUCCCAGGGAAAAAUUGAGAGAAUUCAGGCAACAGAUGCUAUUCUGGAUCUAAUCAGGAAUAUGUUCCCUCCCAAUUUAGUGGAAGCUUGUUUCAAACAGUACAAAACCCAGUACAGUACAAGAGUGUACACGGUACCAGUGUCCACAGAUCAGAAUUACACCGUGGCUACAGAACAGCUGAAUAUCAGCAGUAUUUUGGAAAAUGUGACUCGGGCAAUGGGAACACUACAAAAGAUGGUGGAAUUGGAGGAAGUGGUGCCAGUCGCUGGAUCAGCAAGAGGUGUGAAUGCACUGGGUCUUGUGGUCUUCUCCAUGUGCUUUGGGCUGGUGAUUGGAAACAUGAAGGAGCAAGGAAGAGCUCUUAAAGAAUUUUUUGACUGUCUCAAUGAGGCCAUAAUGAGGCUUGUUUCAAUCAUAAUAUGGUAUGCACCAAUUGGUAUUAUGUUCCUGAUUUCUGGGAAGAUUUUGGAGAUGGAUGAUCUUUUGGUAAUGGGAGGUCAGCUUGGCAUGUAUACAAUUACUGUCAUUAUAGGACUUCUUAUACAUGCAUUGGUGGUGCUCCCUCUGCUGUUUUUCAUUGUCACACGAAGAAACCCAUGGCCAUUUAUUGGUGGAUUACUCCAGGCUCUUAUAACUGCACUGGGGACAUCAUCAAGCUCUGCAACACUCCCCAUCACAUUUAAAUGUUUGGAGGAGAACAAUGGCGUGGACAAGCGAGUUACCAGGUUUGUGCUGCCGGUGGGUGCCACAAUUAACAUGGACGGAACGGCACUAUACGAGGCAUUGGCUGCUAUUUUCAUUGCACAAGUCAACAACUAUGAGCUAAACUUUGGACAGAUCAUCACUAUCAGUAUCACAGCUACUGCAGCCAGUAUUGGAGCCGCCGGCAUCCCUCAGGCUGGACUGGUAACCAUGGUGAUUGUUCUGACAUCAGUGGGGCUCCCCACAGAGGAUAUCACUCUUAUUAUUGCUGUGGAUUGGUUUCUAGACCGCCUGCGGACAACAACCAAUGUGCUUGGAGACUCUCUAGGGGCAGGUAUUGUUGAGCAUCUCUCCAGACAUGAACUGAAGAGGCAAGAUGUUGAGAUUGGCAACUCUGUUCUAGAGGAGUGUGAGAAACCUUACCAGCUCAUCUGUGCUGAAAAUGACAUCCAGAAGCACCCUAACUGUGAGACAUCCAUGUGAAGACAAAUGCUGUUAUUGGCUUAUGCCAUACACUGAUCUAUUCAGGGCAUUCUUAUCUUUGUCCAUGACAUCUGAAUCAGUCUAUCCAUGCACUGUUUGAGGUUCUCAGCAUUUUUGGAGAAAUCUCUUUUUUAAAAGAAGAUUCCAAAUUUACAGUACUUGUGGGGAAGUUUUGAUAUUCAACAAAUAUCUCUGUGGGCAAUAGUUAGAAAAAAGGACAAUGGUGAUAAAAUAUGUUUAAUUCCUUGCAAUUAGCAGACACUAAGGUAUGAAACCACCCUGCCUAUUAGAACAUUUUCACAACAUGACCCUUUUGACAGCUAUGGAUACAGCAAAUACGUAACAAAAGAGGGUUAUUAAUAGUUGCUGUCGUGCAUUGAACAUCUUAUUAGUAUUACACUUAAAUGUUAAGCCCUCUGUACUAUGUGUUGAUUUUUUGUAACUGAAAAUUCCAAGCAUUGAAAAUUGUCUGUGUAUGGAGAAAUUGUUUCAGCCAUUCUAGCAGAUCAAAAUGCAUUGAUCAGUCAUGUAAAUUACUUUUAACCAAUCUCUGUCCAAUCAAAAACUUUGCAUUAGGAAAUUGUUCCGCGAUCAUGAAAUUGGUAAAAAAAAUGUAUCCAUUACAUCUGGGGCCUCUAGCUGAAAGAGAGAGAUGUAAUACAAAUGUCUGUUUUAGUUCCUGUCUGAGAUAGUACAUUACCACACAUACAGGGGAAUGUAAUAAAAGUCGCAAAGAGCAAAACAAUUCGCACCAAUAAGACUAAAAAUCCACAUCUCGC
Molecule: messenger RNA, 2651 nt
Organism: Xenopus laevis (African clawed frog)
Lineage: Eukaryota; Metazoa; Chordata; Amphibia; Anura; Pipidae
Gene: slc1a6.L
Product: solute carrier family 1 (high affinity aspartate/glutamate transporter), member 6 L homeolog
Exons: 11
Coding region: 184-1872 (562 amino acids)
Biological process (GO): neutral amino acid transport; L-glutamate transmembrane transport
Cellular component (GO): plasma membrane; membrane
Molecular function (GO): symporter activity; L-glutamate transmembrane transporter activity; glutamate:sodium symporter activity
Source: RefSeq, a predicted model, not a curated record